UUUUUACUGUUUUCUACAUUGUAGAAUAAUAGUGAAGACAUCAAAACUAUGAAAUAACACAUAUGGAAUCAUAUAGUAACCAAAUAGUAACAGUGUUAAACAAAUUAAAAUAUAUUUUUAUUCUUCAAAGUAGCCACCCUUUGCCUUGAUGACAGCUUUGCACACUCUUGGCAUUCUCUCAACCAGCUUCACCUGGAAUGCUUUUCCAACCUAUGCUGUGCACUUGUAUGUAGCUCAUUUAUUUACAUUCCAAAUAUACUAUUGCAUUCUUAUACACCCCCAUUGUAUAAUAAUUUGAUCACUUAAAUUGAUUGUCUAGACUGGUCGGCAUUGGUUUCUUGUGUGAUCGCAUCCAGUUUUAAAGGUAACUCAAAGUUUCUGUUUACAGAGUAGAUAGACAUUGCUUAGCCAAUCAGCUGCUGUUCUGAGUCUUUUCUUCUAAAAUGGCUCAAUGCAGGAAGUUAUUCUGAAACCACAAAAUACUGCUUCCUCUUUAUAAAACAGUUCUAAAGAGAGCCAUAAAGAUGUUUCUGUUACAGCGUGUGACACUUUGACUGACUGCUCAACCCGUCCUUGUCUUUGUUUGGUAGGUCUACACGUCUCCAUACUGGUGGAAUGGAGCGUCUUCCUCUGCUGCUACUGCUGUGCUUACAUGCAUUCUGGCCAUGCUGCCAGCCACUGAAACAAGCAUCUCUGCGGUUCGUUGGGCUAGGGGACUGGGGAGGCAUUCCGUUAACCCCCUACUACACCCCUCACGAGCAGGCCAUCGCUAAAGAGCUCUCCUGGACAGCACAAAGUCUGGGGCUGGACUUUGUCCUCAGUCUGGGAGAUCAUUUCUACUACAGCGGAGUGGAGGAUGUAAAUGACCGCCGCUUCAAGUGUACCUUUGAGGACGUCUUCUCUCAACCCUCGCUGGUUGACGUCCCUUGGUACUUGGUGGCGGGGAACCAUGACCACAUUAACAACGUUUCUGCUCAGAUCGCUUACUCGAGCAGAUCGAAGAGAUGGAGGUUCCCCGAGUUGUACUAUGAGCUGCAGUUCAAAGUUCCUCAGAGUAACGUGUCGGUGACCGUCCUGAUGGUUGACACAGUGGUGCUAUGUGGGAACACCUAUGGGGGGACCCAGCCCAAAGGAGAGGAAAACCUGGGGGCUUCUGCCAAGCAGUUAGACUGGAUCAACUCCAGACUGGCAAACAGCAAGUCAGAGUUCAUUGUGGUGGCUGGUCACUAUCCUGUGUGGUCCAUUGGUCAUCAUGGCCCUACAAAGUGUCUUCUGGGUAGACUACGGCCUCUGCUGAAGAAGUAUAAUGUCACAGUCUACCUGAGUGGCCACGACCACAGCAUACAGUUUAUCAGAGAGGAUGAUGGGAGUUCCUAUGUGGUCAGCGGGAGCGGGAACUUUGUAGACACGUCCACCAAAAACAUCGAGACCUUCCCGUCGUCAUGGCAACGGUUCUCCAACGCUGUCAACCGUACGUCCGGAGGAUUCGCUUACUUUGUAGUCACAGAGAACAGUAUGACUAUCAGCUACAUUCAGACCGAUGGGAAAUGUGUUUACCAAACAGCAUUGGCAAAACGCAAGGUCUGACACACACACACACACAGAGGCAUCACCACAUAGUCAACAAUGAGCUGUUGUAGGCCUAAUAUGCUGUCUGUUUACCACCUCUUGCACUCUGACAUUGUUGUCCAAACAAGGCAUCAUAUUGUAUAGUACCUUCAUAAAGUACAUUUCAGUUUCAGAA
Salvelinus fontinalis (brook trout) is the source of this 1744-nucleotide messenger RNA. RefSeq names its product tartrate-resistant acid phosphatase type 5-like. The transcript has 6 exons. NCBI's taxonomy places the organism in Eukaryota, Metazoa, Chordata, Actinopteri, Salmoniformes, Salmonidae. Gene Ontology annotation, biological process: bone resorption. Gene Ontology annotation, molecular function: ferric iron binding; ferrous iron binding; acid phosphatase activity. The record is from RefSeq and is a predicted model, not a curated record. Bases 616 to 1587 code for a protein of 323 amino acids.